Messenger RNA from Melanotaenia boesemani (Boeseman's rainbowfish), 963 nucleotides. Its product is annotated as olfactory receptor 52Z1-like. Gene Ontology annotation, biological process: G protein-coupled receptor signaling pathway. Gene Ontology annotation, molecular function: olfactory receptor activity; G protein-coupled receptor activity. The coding region runs from base 1 to 963 and encodes 320 amino acids. The transcript has a single exon. The record is from RefSeq and is a predicted model, not a curated record. Gene Ontology annotation, cellular component: membrane. NCBI's taxonomy places the organism in Eukaryota, Metazoa, Chordata, Actinopteri, Atheriniformes, Melanotaeniidae.
AUGAUGAAAUACACUAAUGUUACAAAUAUAAAAGACUUCAUAAUAAUUGGAUUUCCUGGACUUCUCCCUGAGUAUUAUGUAACAGUGUCUAUUGUUCUCCUCCUUGUUUUCCUGGCCAUUGUAGUCGGAAAUGCUUUUGUUUUAACUGUCAUCAUAUCCGAGAGGACUCUCCACAAACCAACAUACAUGAUCUUCUUAUAUCUUGCAAUAGGAGAUUUCCUUUUUGGUACUGUGACACUCCCAAAAAUCAUUGCCAGGUAUUGGUGGAAUGAUGUAACAAUCUCAUUUGGAGCCUGCUUUACACAGAUGUAUUUUGUUCAUUCUUUGGGGGCAUCUCAGUCUGCAAUUUUGUUCAUCAUGUCUUUGGAUCGCUUUGUUGCCAUAUUGUUUCCAUACAGAUAUCCUGUUUUAUUUACAAACAAAGUAGCUACUAUAUUUUGUGGCCUGUGUUGGGCACUUACAUUCAUACGUAUGAUGGGGCUUGUGCUUCAUGCCUUAACCUUGCCUUACUGUGACCAGAAUGUCAUUACGCAAUGUUAUUGUGAUCAUAACUCCAUAACUAAGCUGGGAUGUGGUGAUGAUGUCAAAUAUGUUAAAUAUGUUGCUUUGGCAAAUUCCAUGUUCUCUCUCAUGGUUCCUUUGUCAUUCAUAAUUUUAUCUUAUUUUUCUAUCAUCGUGGCUGCUCUGAAAAUAUCUCAAACAGGGAAGCGUUAUAAAUUGCUGUCAACCUGUACUCCUCAGAUCUUUAUUACCUGCCUUUACUAUGUACCAAGAUGUUUUGUUUAUCUCUCUGAUAAUUUGGGAUUCAAAUACAGUGUUGAUGGUCGUAUAAUUUUAGCAAUGACGUACAGCCUCAUACCUUCAGCAGUAAAUCCAAUGAUUUACUGCUUCCAGACUAAGGACAUUAAAGAGGCUUUGUUACAGAGGUAUAGAAAGCAAAGAAUAAACAUUGCAAUAAAAUGA